Tachysurus fulvidraco (yellow catfish) is the source of this 3783-nucleotide messenger RNA. RefSeq lists its product as uncharacterized. NCBI's taxonomy places the organism in Eukaryota, Metazoa, Chordata, Actinopteri, Siluriformes, Bagridae. The record is from RefSeq and is a predicted model, not a curated record. The coding region runs from base 451 to 1632 and encodes 393 amino acids. The transcript has 8 exons.
GAGACCCUGCACAUCUCUAAUGCCCACCAGUCAGAUGCAGGAGAGUAUUACUGCACUGCUGAAAAUAACUUAGGUCAGGACAAAAGAAAGGCCACCAUAACAGUUUUCUCUGCUGAUCCUGAAGAGGAUUUAUUAUCUACAAUCCCAGAAAUCAAGCCAGACCGUCCUACAAAUCCUAUCAAUGACCAGAAUUUAAAAUCUUAUAAAGAUAUUUUCCUGAAGAACUCACCAACACAUUCUAUCAGCAUUCCUACUCCAAUUUCCUCUUAUACUUCUCUCACCGACCAUGACAAUGUGAACACAGGAGAAACACAGAAAAACCAAGACCUCACAAGAAUACCAGGGCCACAGUUGGUCUUCCCUUACCACAAAACCCUAGAAACUCAUACACAAAAAAGACAUGCAGAUGUUACUCCAAGUAAUCUAAUCACCCAGCAUACAGAUGAGGCAAUGUUACUCCCGAGCCACAAGCAACCUGAAUCACUGUCUGCACACAGUCUGCAGACCUCCAAUCAGAUUUCUCUCAAAGGAAUUUCUGACCAGCAUACAAGCUCACAGCAAGAUCACUCCUCUCCCAGCUCAGUGGUUCAGGUCCUUGAACUAUCUCAGACAUCUGGGUUCACAUUGUAUGAUAGGAACAGUGUCACCAGUACAACACCUCUGGAGGUCCACCAUUACAGGAGUCAGACUGCUGAGCAGCUUACAGCCACCAAGGCAUCCCAGGCAAAUAAUACUGAAUUAUUUGAAAUGUUAAAUAAAACCACCUCAAAGGCCACCAUGAGGACCACAGACAACAAUGCCAGGGAGAAGAGGAAGUCACAGAGUUGGCUGCCUUUGCUGGAAAAACAUGACAUUCCAAUUGUGGUUGGAGUGGGAGUUUCAUUGGCAUUCAUUUUUGUUACCAUGGCUUUCUAUUCAUUGUUUCGGAAAAAUGACCCUGUAGCCAUAACUACAGGACGAGCAGCUCUCAGAGGUCUUGGCGGCCCUUGCAGGCAUGGAGAACGCCUUGCCAUUGAAAGGACAUAUGAUAAUAAAGCAUUUGAGGAUGACAACAUGGUUGCUGUUAUCGAGCAAAGCCCAAACACGUCAGAGAUGAGAGCCCAUCCUCCAACUUCCAGUCCAUCCACUUUGCUAAUGGAGCCCUCUUAUGAUGAUACACAAGAAGAUAUCCAACCAAGCCAAGACAUGCCUGUCAUAGUGGAAACACACUCCGAGCCCUCUGAGUUUGAGACCUCGUUUGAGGAAGGCAAAGCCACACCCUCUCUCCCAUCUGACGUCCAACUUCAUUGCAUGGAAGACUUGAGGAGCCAAGAUUUGGGGCAGUGCCAAAGGGAUGCAUCUUCACCACCCCUUUCCAACCCUGUGGGCACUCAGGAAGAUGGUCUCCGCUCCUCUUUGACCCUGCAGACCAGUGAUUCCUCCUCCACACCAGUACACCACAGUAUCAGCCUCUCACAUGCCUCCUGUCCCCUCAUGCUGUCCCACUGUGUCACCCUGGGCAUGACAUCUGUUUCUGUUGAUGUACACUUCUACCCCUCCACCCCAACACAGUAUGGGCCUCUGAGACCUCAGAGCAAUGUCCGACAUGAGCAUGAUCAAAAUGCUCUGUCUUCUCACCAUGGCAAAUCAUGAAUCAUGGAAAAGAAACCUCUGACAGGGCUAUUAUCUACUUGAAUGCUACCUGGAGACAAACAAAGAAAUGUCCCACUCAGAGGGAAGGCUAAGGUUUCUUUGUUUCUUUUCUGAUCUAUAAGGUGCUGUUGGUUUGCUUAUUUUUUCUGCUUUUAUAAUUCUCCUGUUCAACAUUCCUGGUUAUAAUAUUAGUACAUCAUUAUACAGUACAUUAUAAUAGUACAUCAUUAAUUCUUUUUAGAAACAAACACAAAAGAAAUCAUGUCAAUCAAAAAUCUGUGCAUAUGUGUGCACUUUAGAAAUGAAAUGAAAUUAUAUGAAUUAAUAAUAUUUAAUUACAUUUUAAUGCAGCAUGCUUAUUUGAUAUUAUUAGGAUAGUAACAAAUAUUUCUAGAGAAUGAAUGCCACAAAACUAUCUGCAUCGGUUUGCAGUUAAACCGUUAUAUAUGAAAAAUGCAUGAAUGAAUGGCUUAGCAUUAGGAAAUUUCUAGUGGAAAUCAACAUGACUGUUACAGUUACAGAACCAAAGGUUGUGCUACCUUUUCACUGAACAAAUCUGUUUUAUGUUAGUAUCAGCAAAAUUAUAUAGAAUAUUAUAAAUUGUAAAUUCAAGUGUUGUGUUUUUUGAAUAAUCUUUAAAUAGUCAAUAUACCAUUUAUUAAAACACUAUUUUGUUGUAUUUGUUCCUUUUGCUACAAAUAAUAAAUAGGCUUAUAGAUGACAUUUAAAAGGGGCCCAAAAUUUCACAGAGGAAAUAAUAUUCACAAACAAAUCUGUAAGUUCUGAAAAAGAUCUAUUUUAUUAAUAAAAUUGCCAAUCAGUCUAUCCAUUUAAAUCAGAAAAAGCCUUUCACGCUCAGAAUUUAGAAUUGAUUAAACAACUAAUAAAACAAAAACAAACAAAAAACAACUACACAAACAAUCCAGUAAUGUCAUAAUCUUGCUGUCCUAUCCUGUUAAUUCAGCAGUAGAUCCUUAUAUUUUACUCACAUUUGCAGCAGUUAAAAAUGAGUUACAAAUGACCUCUUAUUAACUAACCUUAAACCAGUGCUUCAGAAAGUACAUUUACUGUAAUAAACCUGCCUCAGUGGCAGUCAUCAUACAUCACAAAAACACUUUUCAAUAUCCCAUGCCUUAAUACUCUUUAGUGCAUGACUGGGCAGAGCACUGAUUACAGGUUACAGGAUUCACUGAUAUAAAUCUAACUGUUAUUUACCCAUAUAACAGUUUGCUCAUGAACCCAAAUUACUGUGUGACAGCAUCACUGAUUAAUGUCUGUUUGAAAACUGUUCAAGACAAAGCAUGACUUGCUUUUUUCUCAAGCCCAAAAAGUCUCAAGCAAUCCUACAGGGGAAGAAAAUAAACAUUUUAAGCCUAUUCCUAGAAAUGACACAUACACUCAAUAACUACUUUAAUAACUCAAUACCUUGCACACUAAUGUAAGUACAUUACAGUAAAUCAUGUAAACACUGGUCAUGAGUUUUAUUCAGACCACUAGGGUAGUUGUUGGUGCAAGACAGGUCAGAACACAAGUAGUAAGCCCUUGUGUGAUACAAUAAUUCACAUGCCCAUUCUUUAUAACUGUGUUAAAUAAAAAAGCAUUUCUAUGAACAACAAGUCAAACUUUGAGGCAGAUGUGCUAAGACACACUGUCUGUUUUUCACACUGCUAUAAGAAUAAAAACCUGAAGUAACCAAACUACUGGGUAGUUUUGAGGAUGUUCCCACUGUUGCCUCAGUUUCCUGCGCACUUACAGUAGAGAAACCCUGAAACGGUCUUCUCUUAUUCUAACCUGUCUGUUUCUGCAUGAUUUUAUGUCUCAUGAUUGGAUAGAUGCAUGUAUGAGCAGGGCUUGUGAGUGUAUGGCAAUGAAGAUUAUUGUAUAGUGUAUGGAAUGUAGAUUAUAUUCUGCUGCUUUAGGGUGAUAUUAGCACCGCACAAAGAUUCUUUUAUGCCCAAGUGUUAUUACAAUACAUUACAUUGUGUCUGAUAUGUAAACAUUUAUCACUGUUCUAUUUUCUGUUCUGUUAUGCUGUGGGAAAUUGCAUAAUGCCCCAGAGAGUAUAGAGGGAGAUAUUUGAACAUUUCACCCUUUGCUGAGUCUAUAUGCAGUUUUAAAUUAAAAGGCAUUUUGAAGCUCCCUGGGCUUUAA